This is a messenger RNA of Aspergillus calidoustus, 669 nucleotides long. The record is from the annotation of a GenBank genome assembly. Lineage: Eukaryota; Fungi; Ascomycota; Eurotiomycetes; Eurotiales; Aspergillaceae.
AUGCCCCCACUCAGACAAACACCACCACUCCAACCACCCUCGAAUACAUACAACACCCUCCUCGACCUACAAACAAAAACCCUCGCGCCGCCUUCCACCCGCCACGACCCCUGGAAACGCAGCACAACAACAAUCGCCGCAAACACAAUCUCCAUCCCCUCCACCUACGGCCGCCAACACUCCUCCCCCAGCCCAGGCGUAAUAGCCGGCGCAGUCCUCGGCUCCGUCGCGGGAUUCCUCUUCCUCCUGUACCUGCUCUACCUAUCACUCACGUCAGGCCGCCGCUUCAGCGCAUCGACGAUUGUAGGUACAUCAACGACCCCAUCUGAAAUCGUCGAUGUGGGUAUUCGGCCGCGGCGCAGGCGCGGACCCGGCGGUGCAGGAGGAGGUGUCAACACGGUGAUUGUUGAAGAGAGCGUGACGGGGACGGGGAUUACGGAUUCUGCGGUCGACGAUGGGGGCGUUGUAGAGGUUGAGGAGGAGGAGAGCGUGAUUGACCCGCCGCCGAGUUCGAGGAGUGGGAGUCGAAGACAUCAUCGGCAUGGGCGGUAUCGGUCAAGGAGUCGGAGUACGAGUGAGAGUCGGGUUGGUGGUGGGGGGAGGGGAUAUAGGCGGGUUGAUCCGUCGGCGUAUGGGGGUGGGGAGAGUGAGUUCAGUGGGAGGUCUUGA